This is a messenger RNA of Dentiscutata erythropus, 495 nucleotides long. The record is from the annotation of a GenBank genome assembly. Lineage: Eukaryota; Fungi; Glomeromycota; Glomeromycetes; Diversisporales; Gigasporaceae.
AGAAAUUUAAUUCUGAAGAUUCAGUUUCUACCAUGUCAACGGGUACUCUUGCAGAGGAAACCACACAAGAAACAGUUAGAGAUAUCAAAUUAACUGAAGAAAUUAUUUCAGAAAUUCCGGCGACAAAAGCGAGCAUAUCUGAACCUUCAUUAACUAAAUCAACAGUGAAUGACAUAGUUAACCCUGUUGUAGAUAAUAAAGUUUUACCUGAUAAUGAUUCGAUAAAAUCAAAAGAUGUUAUUCAAGUUGAUAAAGGAUCCUCAAUCACUAUACAUACAGAAGAUACAGAAAAAGUUUCUACUCCUAUAUCAAGCGCUGUGACUGCAAUGACGUCACCUACUCAGUCAUCGAAACCAGCUUCAUGGUCUAAUGUAGCUGCCAGUGAUAGUAGUAAAUGGGCUCAUCAUCAACUUACUGAAACCAAAGGCCGAGUGGUUGCACCACAAAUAACACGAGCCCAAUCCCAACCAUCGAAUCGAGAUCCAAGAGACCGUA